AUGUUCAUAUCUUCGUCAGUCUGUUCACUCUCUCUCUAUCUCUAUCUCUCUCUCUCUCUCUCUAUCUAUCUAUCUAUCUAUGCUCAUUAUCCAUGUUCAUAUCUUCUUAUCUAUUUACCUACUAACCUACCUACCUAUUCAAAUCUAUCUAUCUAUCUAUCUAUCUAUCUAUCUAUCUAUCUACUCCUCAUUCCGCUCACUCCUCUCUAUUCCGAUCUCUCUCUCUCUCUCUCUCUCUCUAUCUAUCUAUCUAUCUAUCUAUCUAUCUAUCUAUCUAUCUAUCUAUCUAUCUAUCUAUCGUCACUAUUCUCUAUUCAUGUCUAUCUAUCUAUCUAUCUAUCUAUCUAUCUAUCUAUCUAUCUAUCUAUCUAUCUAUCAGAAACACGGCCUGAAUUAAUUUACUUUCUAUUCACUACCUAUCUAUCUAUCUAUCUAUCUAUCUAUCUAUCUAUCUAUCUAUCUAUCUAUCUACCUUCAUAUCGUUGUCAGUUUGUUCAUUAUCUAUUUUCAUAUCUUCGUCAAAUUAUCUAUCUAUCUAUCUAUCUAUCUAUCUAUCUAUCUAUCUAUCUAUCUAUCUAUCUAUCUAUCUAUCUUCAUAUAAGUCUUAGUAUGUCUAUUAUCUAUGUUAAUAUCCUCCUUAGUCUGUUCAUUAUCUAUCUAUCUAUCUAUCUAUCUAUCUAUCUAUCUAUCUAUCUAUCUAUCUAUCUAUCUAUCUACCUUCAUAUCGUUGUCAGUUUGUUCAUUAUCUAUUUUCAUAUCUUCGUCAUCUUUUCAUUAUCUAUCUAUCUAUCUAUCUAUCUAUCUAUCUUCAUAUGUCUAUGUCUAUUAUCUAUGUUAAUAUCCUCCUUAGUCGGUUCAUUAUCUCUAUAUCUAUCUAUCUAUCUAUCUAUCUAUCUAUCUAUCUACCUUCAUAUCGUUGUCAGUUUGUUCAUUAUCUAUUUUCAUAUCUUCUCUGUUCAUUAUCUAUCUAUCUAUCUAUCUAUCUAUCUAUCUAUCUAUCUAUCUAUCUAUCUGCCUGUUUCCAACCUGGGAGAUAUUAAAGCUUUUACCUUUUUUAUAAGCAUCAGUUCGCUGCUUUCAUUUUCUUUAACGAUGUACCUGGGAUCACAAGUGACAGCCAUUGAGAAACACUUCAAUUUCAACAGUGGCCAAAGCGGAAUCCUUCUUGGCAGCAACGAUAUUGGUUUUCUGGUGUCUGUUCUCAUCUUCAGUUAUGCUCUCAAGAAUAGCCACACACCCCGUGUGUUAGGGAUCAGCUCUGCCAUGUAUGGAUUGGCGGGUAUCGUGUGUUCUAUUCCUUAUUUUUUUUACCCGGUCCCUUUUAUCAGCAAAAAUCAAACAGACACUAAAUCAGAAAUAAUAGAAUCUCUUUGUGAGGUGGGAAGUGUACACCCAAACGAGACAGUUGUCUGCGAGAAGAUUGGCAGCAAAUAUCAGUCCCACAUCGGGGCGUUCGCGGUGAUCCUAUUUGGGAUGAUUCUACAGGGUCUUGCAAAAGCACCUCGUUCUCCAUUACAGGGGUCCUACAUUGAUGACAACGUCAAAAAGACCAAAACAGGAGCCUACAUGGGUCAGUUUAUGCACCAUCAUCAAAACAACCUCCAUCAACAAUAUCGCUUUCUUAAUAGUCUUGUUACUCGUAGGGACUCCACAAUUAUUAACAUAGUUUAG
Messenger RNA from Acanthosepion pharaonis, 1671 nucleotides. The record is from the annotation of a GenBank genome assembly. NCBI's taxonomy places the organism in Eukaryota, Metazoa, Mollusca, Cephalopoda, Sepiida, Sepiidae.